GAUUUGACGAUGCGAGUAACUCACGAAACGAGGGAUGAUAUAGCACCGGUAUAAGCCGUUCUAAAAUUGAAGUUACUUGCAGUCAAUACAGAAAAUCAAAAAUACUCGUCAAUUCUAAAACAAGGUUCUGUACACCAGGACUUUGUCCGGUACCUUUUUGGGCCAGAAGCAAGGAAUUCGUCAUAAAAGAGAUCAAUUUUAAUUGGAAUAAACCCAACAGACUCUGACGGGAUACAGGGUUAGUGGUGUGUCAAACUAAACGGAUUCAUCAGGAGACCUGGACACUAUGAUUGAAUUUCUCGUGAACUACUUUACGUGCAUAAAACCAAUAUCAAGUGGUUCUGAUCACCUUAUAAUUAACCAAAGACGCUUCAACUCCUUAUCUUCUGAACAGACGAGGAAAGCAAACAGCAUUCAGUGGUCAGCUUUGGCUGAAGGUCGUUUGAGAACUGCUUCAUCCAUUGGAGAUCGAUGUCGUCUACCAUUGGCCAUUGUCACUGCGACUGCACGGAGGACAUGCUCAUAUUUUCGGAAUACAUGGAUCUCUUCACAGGCAGGUGCCAGUUGUGUGAUAAAAUCUCAAUAGAUUAUCCUUGGUCACUGACUAUGCUCCAGGCGACAUUCUAAGUCUUGAAAUACAUUAAUAUACCUGGACACCGACUAGGAUCAAAGGAUUCUUCAAACAUCAAACGAUACACCUGAACCUAUUCAGCUGUACAUAUUAUCAUGCCCAUGGCUGUGACUAACGAAUCCCUCCAUGUUUCGGGCAAGUAUAUAUCCAAUUAUUCUUUACACCGGAACAAGGCAACGGUACCGAAUGAUGACAUGGUUGACGAGGCAACAUCGGAAUUUAUUAUCAAUAUUUCUAGCUGUGGCCUUGUUCCCGUCAUCACCAUAUUGGGAAUAAUAGGCAACAUCAUGAGUUUUGUUGUGUUUCUGAGGCAGAAGAAACGGGACAGGACGAGAGUGGUGCUCAUUAGCUUGGCUAUAUCAGAUACCAUGUAUCUGUUGAUUACAUUUGUUCGAAAGAUGUCCUGCGUUGUAUCCAUGUUUGAUGAGGUAAUUGGAAAGAACUGGGGUGUGUUUAUGGUGCCACAGUGGUAUAUCAUUGGAAUAACGUUUGCAAGAGUCACCAGUGUCCUUACCAUGGUGAUUGCCAUUGAAAGAUGUUUUGCCGUACUUUUCCCUUUAAAGGUGAGAGCUGUGGUGACACGUGCGCGCGCACUGAAGCUUGUCAUAGCAAUAUUCAUCAUGGUGUCAGUUGCAAUGUUUCCUUUAACUCUUUGUUCCUAUACCAGAUGGACUCUAGAUCCGGUGCAGAACAGAUCUGUUUUGUACGUGACAUGGACAGACUUUUAUAUCAAGAACGAAGGUGUAAUGGAAAACUAUAUAAACAUUGCCCUGGCAACCUUGCUGAGGAUAACCCCAUGCAUUGUGGUGCUGUUCUGCACCACAGCUGUUCUAGCAUCCCUCAAAAGAGGUCAAAAGUUUCGCAAACAAUCCUCAAAUAUGGCAAAGUCUGGUAUUCUCAUGGAGGAAAGGCGUGUGACCGUCAUGCUUCUAGCCGUGACGUCAGUCUACGUCAUCUGCCUUGUUCCAGGGUCAGUCUUAGUACUGAUGAGGAGAUUUGUCCCAUCUUUCUCUCGAAAUGGAAGAUACAACAACAUGUUUUUGUUGCUUAGCAACAUGAACAUUGUGCUCGAGUGUUUGAAUUCUGCCUUAAACUUUGUUAUUUACAUGAAAACCAACAGACGCUUCAACAUUGCCUUCAAGAAAAUGUUUUGCAGCUCCUGUAAUGAAAAAACCUUAAGAAAUGAAUUACAUUUAUUAUCCAACGGUACGUCAGCGACUAGUUACCUCGAUUAAAGCGAGUUGUCUCCCAUGGGUCAUUGUCUGUACCAUAUGUUUGCACACAGUAGCGCCAUUUCAGCUCACAGUUACUACCUUCCGUGACCUUUACACGUGUGAACAACAGAAUAUUAUUUCCCUGAGAGUUUUGUUUACAACAUAAUAUUUUCAGCCAGAGCUUAAAAACAUACAUAUAUUUUUCUGGGGACCUACAGCACAUUGUUUUUUACGUUAUUAUAGCUAAUAUGUUCCAGGGGACGAUGUAUUAUAUUUUGAAAAAACCCGAGGUCAAAUUAUAUUUUACCCGCAUUUACAUUAAGUGUUGUUGAAAAGGAAGGAUGUGUUUCCCACAUACUUCCAUAAUACGACCUUAGAAAUAGAUAGCUAUCUAUAGGACGAUAUUUAUUGUACCAACAUGUUAACGAACAUAUGAGUGUUGUUUGUGAACGUAGUGUUAAGAUAAUGUUUUUCAUGAUUUAUUUU
Molecule: messenger RNA, 2331 nt
Organism: Haliotis rufescens (red abalone)
Lineage: Eukaryota; Metazoa; Mollusca; Gastropoda; Lepetellida; Haliotidae
Product: FMRFamide peptide receptor frpr-18-like
Exons: 1
Coding region: 727-1866 (379 amino acids)
Biological process (GO): G protein-coupled receptor signaling pathway
Cellular component (GO): membrane
Molecular function (GO): G protein-coupled receptor activity
Source: RefSeq, a predicted model, not a curated record